AUGGCAGAUCAAAAAGUGUCAGAAUGGAUUUGGCACGUUGAUGCUUUGAAGUCAACUCCAUCGGUGCUAGCUGGUUUGAACAAAGAUCAAGAGCUUCUCUACCGUCGGGAAGGUAUCAAGUUGAUUUCGGAAGUUGGAAAUGCACUGAACUGCAAGCCCCGCCCGACGAUUGGUGUUGCCGCUGUCUACUUCCAUCGAUUUUACAUGAUGCACGGUUUCCAAACAUUUGCCAGAGAGUUGACCGCUUUAGGCUGCCUUUUCUUGGCUGGAAAAGUCGAGGACUUUCCGAAAAAGUGCAAGGAUGUGUGUGCCGCCGCACAUUCACUCUAUCCAGAAAUUUUCGCCAAGUAUCCUAAUCUCGUGGAUGACGUGAUGGGAACGGAGCGACUUCUUCUGCACUGUUUGAAAUUCGAUUUGCAAGUCGGACUUCCGUACGACGCACUCAUGGAAUACAAGACAAUGUUCCCUGAUAUGAGUCGGGAUCAAAUCACCGACGCUGUUCAAAUCGCGUGGACAUUUAUCAACGACAGUAUCUACACAACGCUGUCUAUCACAACAGAGCCUCAAAUGAUUGCCAUCGCCCUACUCCAUCUCGCAUUCACUGUCAAAGGAUAUCAGCCAGUUCAACAGAACAUGGAUCCGUGCUGGUGGUCGGCCGACGUGAGCAAUUGGCCACCACAAUCAGUCGACAAGGCUUGCCACUUGGUUCUCGAUUUUUACGCUGCUACGAAAGAACAUCCGAUUCUAUCUGCCAAAAAGCUCACCGUCUAUGGCGCAUUCUAA
Molecule: messenger RNA, 783 nt
Organism: Caenorhabditis briggsae
Lineage: Eukaryota; Metazoa; Nematoda; Chromadorea; Rhabditida; Rhabditidae
Exons: 4
Coding region: 1-783 (260 amino acids)
Biological process (GO): regulation of transcription by RNA polymerase II; positive regulation of DNA-templated transcription, elongation
Cellular component (GO): cyclin/CDK positive transcription elongation factor complex; nucleus
Molecular function (GO): cyclin-dependent protein serine/threonine kinase activator activity
Source: RefSeq, a predicted model, not a curated record